UAUUUAGUAUAACAUUGACUGUUGCUUAGCCGGCCGUGUUUUUAUAUUUUUAAUUAACUGAUAUUCAAACCUCAAUCAGCUGAUCGCGAUAAAAUAUGUCACAAAGCAGGAAGAAGGACGGCGCACGACAGCGCAGACAGGAUGAAGGGAAGAAAGGCAGAGCUAAGGCCGAUGGCUCUUCCGAUAGUAACAGCAAAAGUCAGUUGAGUAAGAAAGAUAAACAGCAAAAAGACAAAGAGCGCAAUGCACGCGUCAAGUUCGUUCUCUGGCGACGUCCAAUACAGACGCUUCUGUACUGUGCCCUCGAACUGAUGGAAUUGGUGCUCACAUGGAGCACCAGACUAUUGAAGCAACGCCUGCUGAUGUCGACUUUAUUCGUAUUAUGCAUUUUAAUUAGUAUGUUGUAUAAACGAGAUGGUCCACAUCAAGUUUACAUUGAGCUGGUGCAUAAGAACACUUGGUUCCAUGUCUACUGGAUUGGUCUGGGAGUGCUCUCCUCAGUUGGCCUGGGCACUGGACUGCAUACCUUUCUGCUUUACUUGGGACCACAUAUAGCCAGCGUAACUCUGGCUGCCUAUGGGUGCAACACAUUGGACUUUCCCAGUCCGCCAUAUCCAGAUGAAAUUGUUUGUCCAGCGGAGCCUUAUACGGAACAAAUACCCAACAUUUGGUCCAUUAUGUCCAAGGUGCGCUUGGAGGCCUUUCUCUGGGGAUUCGGCACAGCUUUGGGUGAAUUGCCGCCCUACUUUAUGGCCAAAGCAGCACGUCUAUCCGGCUACGAUUCAGAUGACUCCGAGGGGCUGGCGGAAUUUGAGGCGCUCAAUGCCAAGCGCAAUAAGAAGAAUCUGAGCUUCAUAGACAAGGCCAAGUUGCGCAUGGAGCGCAUUGUAGAGCGUAUUGGUUUCUUCGGCAUUUUAGCCUGUGCCAGCAUACCUAAUCCGUUGUUCGACUUGGCCGGCAUAACCUGCGGGCAUUUUAUGGUGCCCUUCUGGACAUUCUUUGGUGCCACAUUUAUAGGCAAGGCUAUUGUCAAAAUGCACAUUCAACAACUGAUUGUAAUUAUUGGCUUCAACGAACCGUUGAUUGAAAGUGCUGUGGAUAAGCUGCGUUUGCUGCCAUACUUGGGUCCCAAGCUGCAGCAGCCGUUCAAGAGAUUGUUGCAGGACCAAAAAACACGUCUGCAUCGCAAGAAGGGCUCCAACAUUCCACGCACUGGCUCAGGCAAUCUUCUGUCCACCAUCUUUGACACCUUUGUCAUGCUCAUGAUUUGCUAUUUCGUAGUCUCGCUGGUUAACUCUCUGGCGCAGGGCCACCAUAAGCGCAUGUGUAAGAAGAAUCGCGCAGCCACUAAGUCUUGGGCAGCACAGGAAAAGUCGCCCAAUGAGCCGGUUAGAAAGCAGUUCAAGCCAAGGGCCAUGCGCGAGUAGAUCUGCAUUGCUUCUAGCCACUGAAUACAAAAGUUUUCGCAUUUGCAAUGAAGAGAAAAAUGCAUGAGAGGAACCUUAACGAUAAGCAAAUGUGUGUUGAUUGAGAAUAAAACAUAGACAACAUAGAU
Molecule: messenger RNA, 1555 nt
Organism: Drosophila busckii
Lineage: Eukaryota; Metazoa; Arthropoda; Insecta; Diptera; Drosophilidae
Product: vacuole membrane protein 1-like
Exons: 2
Coding region: 96-1427 (443 amino acids)
Source: RefSeq, a predicted model, not a curated record